AAUCGUUUUUCGAGCUACCUGUUACGUUUUCUCCACCUUGACGCUCAGGUACACGGAUUUGGUGGACAAGUCGACUGAAACUUGCGUUUUAAAGCUUUGUUUUGUAUUACUUCAGAAUGGUUUGACACAAAUAAUUCAUGGUGUUGAAGACUGCUGUAAUUUUAAGGACGGCUGGUGAACGCACCGUGUGAACUGUGAGUAAUGUUUUGUUGAGUAGUCCGUAUUAAGUCCUCUAAUGGAGGAAAGAGUCGCGGUGACAGGUCGCCAUGAAAGUGAAAUUACCUCUUUAUACACUAAAGGAGUUAUGGCUUUAUGAAUGUCAAACGAUAAUUUGCAAUUGUAUCGUUGUAGUUGACGAUUGUAAAACUUAAAAGCGAUAGUUUUCUUCUGUUUGUUUGCUGUAGCCACUGUAGCAAUGUAAACAUUUCGUCUCAGCAGAUGCCAAAAAGGCGAACACCGGAUUCGGUUGUGAAUGUGAAGGUUUCAAUUCAACAAUAUUUUAGACACAAUCUAGUAUAAGGUGAGACUUUUGAUUGAAAUCGACUUUUCUUUAAUUUGGCAACAUUACGGGCUCACUCGCUUCCUAAAAUGGCAUACUGUGACGGUCAGACUUUCAAUUUUAAUGGUGGCCUCUGACCACCUGAACAGGUGCGACAUGGAGAGCUGUAAACACACACAGGCCCUCUUCACAUUAAUCUAUCAGUAGCCUGUAUGUUCAGGAGUGUUUGAACAUUUCUAGAAGGAUCUUUGCUUCACCACAACCCUAGUCAUCUGUCUACACGCAGUCAUUUGCAACAGUUGAAACAAUCCACUUGACAUAGUGAAUUAGGCUGAAAAUGUGUUCCCCAUUUCGCCCUAAUAGGCUAAACAAAAUGAACUUAAUGUGAUUAAUCGUCUUUGCUUGUGUUCCACACAUCCUUAACAAAACCAGUUGGGUUACUUCACCUGCCACCCGGGGAUAGUAGUUUCACAUGUGAUUUGAAGGAAGAUGCCUUUAGGUGGCUACAAGUGGUUUUAGAUUUUGUUUUGCAGAUUUAAUAGGAGAUAGGCUAAGCAUUUAGUAUACUGAUAUUAUUUUAACCAAAAAUAAUAAUUGAUUUCUCCGUUGAUUUACCAUAAUUUGGGAUGAUUCCUUCAAAAAUGUAUAAAGAAAAAAAUACAAAUAAUUUAACUGAGAAAAUCAGGUCCUUUUUAUUAACUUAAAUGUGUCAUUAAAAUAAAUAUGAUACAAAACCGUUGAAAUCACCAAGGCAAGUAUUUGGAACAGACAUGCAAGCAAUAUUUUGUAGUUCUUAAAAGUUCAUUUUAUGUAAUCUUAUUAGUUAUAUCUAUUCUUAGUCUUUUUCUUAAAUCCGAUUAAAUUUUUUUUUUUAACUUCUUUUACCCCUUUUUAUAUGGUAAAGAGCUUUUACUUAUUUGUUCACUUUAUUUUAUUUUAUUGUUUUGGUCCAUCAGGUUUUAGUCUUUCUUUUUACCAUUUAUUUAUUUUUAUUUUAUUUUAUCUUUUUAUCUUUUAUCUCCAGUAUUUCCUAAAGGUAGCACUUACCUGAGGUCAUGUCUCUUUAACAGUAUAUCUUAAAUUCUCACUCUGUGUGUGCGUGUGUGUGUACGUGUUGGUGAGCGAGCGAGGGUGGGUGGGUGAGUGUGUCUGUGUGUGUGGGAGGGUCGGGUUUUAUUGUUGUUUAGUUGUGGUUUUUAUGCUCUGUGAGGCACUUUGAGCUACAUUUUUUGUCUGAGAAGUGGCAUACAAAUAAAGUUGAAAUUUGAAUUUGAAUUUCAUAAACUUUACAUUAUGACAUAUUGCACUAAGACCAAUAAAAACUGUUAAGAGGUCAUUUUAAACUGACAUUACCACUCAAAAACCUGAGUAUCUUUUUGUUUUGAUUGGUCGUGAUCAACAUCUGACUCCUUCAUAUUCUUCAUAAUCUGAUUGGUGGAAAUUUUGCAUGAUAAAAUCAAGCUGUCAAGUUGUUUUUAUCAGCAACCAGUGUCCAACACUAUCUGCAUUUUGGCAUUGGUAAUAUCAGCCUCUUUGAAGCAGAAAUAUCUCCAUGUUAGUGAGAACGAUCCACAUUUAGCAGAAAAAUCUAAUGGCAUAGUUUAUGAGGUUGGUGGUGUUUGUGCUUCGUCUCCUAGCACUGUUUGUUUGCUCAUGCUGGCAGCCAUGUUAGUUUAGAUGUUGUGAUAUGUAACAACUCCAUGAUUGCGUGCACUGCAGUCUGUCCUUUUGGGCUUGAACAAAUUCAGUGCAUGUGUGGCAUGUCUGUGGUUGUGUGAUACACUUGAUAUUUUAGUUUCACUCUUUGUUGAAACAGUUGCUCAUGUAAUCUUUGAUAUCACUCUGCCAAAUUAAACACUUAAAUUAAACAGUUUCACCUUAUUUGACCUAAUUUUCUGCCAUUCUCGUCUAGAUUUUUGAGCUACUUCGUCAUGUCUGUUGGCAGCGCUGGCAGUCUGAGACACAGUUCAGGAAGCCACAAAUAUGAACGCAGCCACAGCAACAGUCAGAGGUCAUCAUACGAGGAGCGGUGUGUGGACCCAGUGGAAGACAGGCUUCCAACGCCAGAGCCGAAGACCGUCCACAAAGCUCACCUGAGAGAUGCGAAUGGAAAGGAGUCCGAGACGAUAGGCUUCAUCCCUGGCUCGGCUGAUCCGCCCUCUGCGACGCAAACCUGCAACCCCUGCGCAUCUCAGAGGAGCUGCAGGACCUUUGUGUGCAGUGUGCUUACCUGCGGCCUGUAUAGAGUCUGCCAGCGUUCCACCCUCGCUCCGUGCUUGGCGCCAAACAAGAGCUCUGAGGAUGAACCGGAGAAAAUCAGCCUUCGUGCUGUGAACACAGAGGACAAGAAAGAAGAAGACACAACAGACUGGUUAGGGGAUGUCCGCAUUGGUGGAGUAAAAGUUGAUAGCCCAAAAGAUUAUUUAGAUAAUGAAGCAAAAACUCAGUCAUAUGUUGCUUCACUCAGUGGUCACACACAGCCAAGCCACCACUCUCUGGAUGAGUCUCUGAGGUUUGAUGACUGGGAGGAUGGGGAAGAGAAUGUAGACUCACUUAUCGCCAAGAAGCUGCUGGAGCUUUACUCUGAAUAUCAGAUCGAGGAGUUGGCGAGAUGCACAUCAGACUCAGUGUUUCUGAGGAAGAGUCGAGCCAUUAACCAGCUCAUCAACUCUCUGGCAGAGGAGCACAAGAUGGACGAGCAGGAGGCUGAGUGUCGGUUGGUGCGCGGGAUCAUCCGCAUCAGCACACGGAAAAGUACGAGGAAACCGGUGGUCUCCAGGAGAGACAAGACGCUAUCAGACAGUGGAAAUCACACAAUGAGGGACAGUGAUUCCUUUACAUUCAGCAACAAUGGUAAGUUCGAGAUUUUCACCUCUUUACUUUAAGUUAUCCUUGUUAUCACUUGUUAUGAUGCAUGAAUCUCAUGUUUUGUGUUUUUCCCAAAGAUGACGACAGAUCGAAUCCAAACAUCCAAAUAUCAGAGCUGACCUCAUCUGACUUGUACGCCAGGGAGAUGUGGAGGAAUAAUGGAGGUAAGACAGCUAUUUUAUGAUGUCUUUACAAACUCAACGUCAACUGAACAUUCAGAGUACAAAGGGGUAAUAUAAGGGGUGUUACCAUAGACCGCAUAUAGAAUGGACAGCGACUCUCCCGCCGAAGAGAGUCGCUACUGCGCAAUGUUGGUUUCAGGAAGUGGAGAAAAAAGAAUACCAAGAGCUUUUUGGCUUCGAAUCCGUAUACUGAUGGUAGGCGGAACUAAGUUGUCCAUAGUAUAUACAGUCUAUGGUUGUUACCAAAGUGUCAUCAUGAAUUUUUGAAUGAUCCUGUACCAGUUUCGAUCACUGCUGACUUGAUGAGCAGAAAUAGCCUUAGAUUGCAAUGUUUUGAUAGAUUGUUAGUUAAGCUUGAAAACUGCUUAAAAUGUUGAAAUCUCCAAUUUUACAAAACUACAAAUAAAAGCCUACUCCAACUAGGUUUGUGCACAUGGACAACCUUUAAUUGAGGAGAAUUAGAAAGUGUCCACAAUCUGCAGAGUCAGAGAGAUCAUAGAGAGAGUUACCACAUUGUGUAGUCACUCAUUUUCAUACACGGAUGCAUCCCGAUGUCCUUAAUAAUUUACAGGUCAAGCCAUCUGAUGUAGGCUAAACAAACAGCACAUCUGUUUAUUAACUGGAUCCACCGCAUCAUUAAGCAUUAUGGAGCUGGAUAUAACCUUGCUUCUAAGGAUCUCUAUGUUUUCUUUUAUAAUCAUUGUAUCUGUUUAUGGUAACAUUGCAGUGCACUCCCACUGAGCUUUUUUUGGUCUAAAAGAGGUCUAAUAAACGUCUAAACGUAGCCAAGAUGACAAGUCUAAAAUCAGGCUACCACAGGUCUAAAAGUAAAAGUUUUUUAGACGUCUAAAUUUAGACCAAGUUUAGACCAAGUCUAAAUCUGGGCUAAAUCUACAGUAUACUACACUAUAUAGUGCUCAAUGGCUAUCAUAAUCAUUUGGGUUAAGUACUUGGAGAUCAGUUAUGCAACUCACAGUUGGUUUUUGAAAUAAAUACUUAUCGAAUAAUGGGUUACUCUCUUCAUUUUGCCCAUAACAAAUAUAUCAUGCAUUACCUUCAACCAAUCUGCUGUUGAAGAUUCUUCCUUAUGCCUUUUUACAUAAAAUCAUCACUUUACGUUGUGGAUGAUGUUGCCUGAAAUCUUAAAAGAAAGUGGAAUUCAGCCUCCAAUAAAGUGAUCAGAAAGACAGCUGAAGAAAUAUACACCCCAAUGAGGGACAGAGGGGAAAAAUGCUUUCAUCGUGUGUCAUUUAUUUACUUUAUUUCCUGUAGUUUGGUUACUGACUUUGAAUAAUGUGCCAGCGUUAUCUGUGUAUCAGUGUAACAAACUUAAUCUGGCUGUUACAGUCGGGGAAAUCCAUCAUGCUUCUGUGUGCCAUCAGAGUUUAGAUGAAACAGGAAUUGUUUUUAUUGCACAAAGUGCUGGCACAGGUUUCACUUCCUGAUCAUUACUGGUAACAUCUGCUUUUGUUGCUGACUUAACUACCAGACUGGUCAUUCCUGUUUGCCAGUUUAAGGGGCCCUAGACUUUUUUUUUUUUACAUAUACUACACUUUCUUUAUACAUGUCCCUUAAACUUUUUCAGUUCUCUUCGGAUUAGUAUUGAUAAAAAUGUCUGUCUUUCAUUUGUUCUCAUAGGCCACACUUCUAGUUCUUCAUCAGCCUACUCACCGUCUCACACAAAGACUAAUUCUUCAGGUGUCCCUCUUAUUCGGACCUCAGUGAGAACAUGAAUCCUGCUCCAUGCUGCUUGGCGACCUCUGCUUGGAUUAAUUUGUCCCGCUGUGUCUACAAGGUCACAUAUGAGGAGGUGAAAGAUAACACGACUGGCACAGCGGUCUCUGGCUGAGCCGGAGACUCUCUGUGUGCGGACAGAAUAGCUUUGAAAAUGUGAAAACUCACAUGUAAGGACUUCAGUGAACUCAGGGCUUUGUGUGUAGAUAUUUAUGAUUGAUAAAUAUUUUUUGUGUGCACGUGAAGGAAAGCUUAACUGAAGACUUUCUCUGCCAGCAGAACAUGAUUAACCGUCCACUUGUCCUUGAAGGAGAGCAUGUUUAUGAAACAUGACCGCUCAAAAUAUUCCGCUGCUGUUCUGAAAAGGACCUUUGGAUUGAGUUCUGAAAAAUAUAAAGCAAAUAGUUUGUUUCCUUUUUUUUUUUUUUGGCAUGUUCAAUAAUUUAAUCAUCAUCAUAGUUUUGAUCUGAGAGAAUUUUCUUUAUUCUGAUUCUAUUUAGUGGUUACACAUAGUCAUUUUAGCACAGUGAUCACAUAUCUCUGAUGAUAGUUCCACUAUUUGGCAUAAUUUUUGAAGUUGGAUGCAUAUUUGCUGCUUGACAACUACAAAGCAGCUUAUUUGAAAUUGGCAUCUCACUGCCUCUGCCUCGAUAUGUAAAUUUAGCACAUGUUGCUAAUGUAAACAAGAUUGUUUCCUGAAGAGACUAAGCCCCAAAACUGUUUGAACAGCUUAAAGCAUCUUAUUGUAUAAACAGUGUCAUAAUACAUGCUCGCUUUACUAAUCAAUAACAGUUUAUGGUGCGCGUGUUCUGGUAAAAUCUCUUUCCUCUCUCUGUCAUUGUGUGCGCGUCUGCUACUGGUAAAAUAAGGAACCUGAUUUUUAAUGUGAGUUAGAUAAUUUCCUCUAAGUUUAACCCUUAAAAAAACACUCAUGUAUAAGUACGGCAAAAAGCCUGUUCAGUGUAGAGACGUAACUGUUUUAUUUACCUGUAAGAAUUAGUAUAUGAUGCAUCGUUCACAUCCGUUUUCAGCUUUUCCUUUAAAGACCCACUUCGAUGAAAAUCCUGUUUUUCUUGUUGUCUACAUGUCCAUAUGGCAUUUUUCUGAUCGUAGAGAACAUAUCAUGAGAAAACUACGUGCGAAAUUGCGUUUGAGUAUUUCUGCAUUCAAAUCACUGUGAAUCUCUGGCAGACCCAAACGGCAAGAUCAGAUAAAGUGAGAUUUCCUACGUCACCAAUCCAAGCUCCGCCCCCGGAGCCCCGCUAUGCAGGUUAGGCUCGGAAAAAUAGAGAGGUAGAUCAAGUGUCUGGGUUAGCGGAUUGAAAUGCUAGUAUAAAAAGCUAACUAUGAUAUUAGCUUUCAUCAUGCCUCUAAAGACAUUAGUGUCCGAGAGUUACCUGUUUCUUCUACUACGCUGCCAAUAUUAGGCUGCAGGCUAACUCGAGGAGAAUUGUGCAGAACAGCGCUGUUUCGCCCACGACUCAGAGGCGAAUUGCAAAUGAGCUACUCAAGCUCUGCAAAGGAAAAGCCCAUGAAAACGACACAGAUAAUGUGAUUUUGGUGAAAAAUGUAUAAUCACAGUUUAAAGACCACUGAUUACAAAUUAAGUAGUAAAAAAAAAAAAACAUCGGAGCGGGACUCUAAAGAAUAAGUUGCAUUAACAGUUAAAAAGUUGACUUUUUAAUAAUAGGUAGCGUAUGGCCUUUUCUGGAUAAAAACCAGUGGGCUGACCCAGAGGAGGUCACAAUACGUGUGUGAAUGCCAUGAAGGCAUGAGCCAAAGUGUCACACCGCCAACACACUUCCAGUCCAGUUUAUUCUUGUUGUCCAAAUAGUAGUCCUGUAAAUAAAACGGUAAAAAGAUUAUGUUAACUGGUGCCAGGUGGUACUUCAGCAUGCAGUCUGUUUCAUGAGCAGCUUUGCAUCUCAAGAAAUUUGCUUCAUUAAGUUCAAUUAUGUCUUUUUCAGGGGGAUGUGUCUGUUCCUUGGCGAAACUAUUUUUUCUGUCCUGUUUAGUUGUCUUGAUACUAAACUCGUAUAACCGUCUGCUGAAGGAAGCUUUGAAGUGCCAUACAGAUAUGAUAGCAGUUUUCUCUUGAUGAGAAAGUUAAUGAAUAACAUGAUUUCCCCUAAGAGAAGGUUAAGUAUCGUUUAAAGCUAGAGAGUGAAUGUUGAUUUUUUUUUCUCAUAAUCUUUAAAAUCUUGUUUUCUUUUGUAAUUUUUACAAAAACAUGAGUGCAAUUUUUUUUCUUAUGUUGAUUUUUUUAUUAGUUUUGUCACAUGAAGCUCAUAUCAAGCAGACAUUUUUGGCUGCCCUAAUCUCUCAUAAUGAACUAAACUAAACUUUGACAGCUGAUAUAAGCUGCAGGUACUAAUUAAUUUGUGUCAUAUGUUGAAAGUUUUUAGUGCAAUCAUAUCUUAAACCGACCCAUGAAGUGAACGUCUGUGCUCCUGAGUUCUGAUGGGAAUCAGGCCAGCUGACUCUGUGCUCUGUGUUACUUAUCAGCCAAAAAUUAUUGACUCUGUUGUAUUCUCUUCAGUUUAUACAAAUGAAACACAAUAUUCCAAAGAUACAAGAACCUACUGCUCCUUUUCUUCCUUGUUUGUGACAUACUUUGAAGUAUGAAAAGAGUUCAUGCCUCGAGGUAAUAUGGACUGAGAUAAUUCAAAUAACUUAACACCACAGUAUGUUUUUAAAUGUGUCUGUAAUUUGGCUGCAAUCCCAGAGCGGUUAUGCUAAGCUGGUGGGAAACUGGUUUCUCUGGUUUCGACAUAGAAACCAAAAAUGCACCUUGACUAUUUAAUAAGUGACGGGGAAUGUACGAACAGCCAUCUGUAACCAUCCUCACGCACUUUGUAUUUAAUUAAAGGGGUGUAAAUGUUUGAUUAAGCAUAGCAUUUUGUUUUCACUUGCACAAAAGAGUUUCUUGUACGGUUUCCUCUAAAGACUUAUAUGUAACUUUCAAUCCUUUUAUGAUACUUCAUGCAAAAGAGUGUUGCCUAAGUUUUAACUCAAGCUUAAACCACCUUUAACUGAUUUGUGAUCAUAAAAGCAAAGUGAAACACACUGAAGUAAGUGUUUGUAAGUGUUUUCUUGCAACCUGUGACCACAUGAGGGAGUCAAAUAAUAUUGUUUAGGUAAGGCCAGACAUUCUACUUCAGGCGUAAAUAAAACAUGAUGAUCUCUA
This is a messenger RNA of Xyrichtys novacula (pearly razorfish), 8470 nucleotides long. The record is from the annotation of a GenBank genome assembly. NCBI's taxonomy places the organism in Eukaryota, Metazoa, Chordata, Actinopteri, Labriformes, Labridae.